AUGAAAAAAUCCCAAAAAUUCCAAGUCAAAAAAAGUCGGUGUUUUCGGUAUUCGUUACCAGCAGUACCGUCAGUCGCACUGAUACUACCAGCAAACAUUGAAAAACUACUUCGUGAUAAUCAAAUAGUUCUACCAGAAGGCAAUGUUAUCUCUACCAAUCGGCUGAUUUCUUCCAACAAUGGUGUGAUACUAUUUCAAGAUUUUCUUCGACCAUUGGGGAAUCCAGUGGUCGUAAAAUAUAUUCCUGAUACUUGGAUGACAUCGGCUGACUAUUUUAGUAGUGGUGCAACGUAUAUUGUGUGUGUUCGAAGAAUACCAUCGAUUAAUCUUAAUCCACAACUAGCGAGAUAUUUAGUAUCACCUGAAGCAUAUUAUGAUCCAAACUUUGGUUUUGUUGUAAUAUUACGGCCGCAAAGAUUCAUUUACUGCAAUCAACAAACAGAAUUGAUAAUGAUUAUCGACACGUAUGCACCAAGAGUAAUGGAGGUAUUAGGAUAUGGGGAUGUCAUUACAAGAUACUAUAAAGACGAUGCGUUAGGAAAAUUUUUGAUAUCAUCCGACGUACUCAUCAAAGGAUUUUGUAAUAUCAUAACAACUGCAUGUAAUAUGGAUGACGACUUAAUAUAUUUUAAUGAUUUACAUCGAAGAAACGUUAUGAUUAAUCGACAUACAGGUCAAAUUAAAAUCGUCGAUUAUGGUGGUUUCAUUUUUGGUCAAGAAUUGUUUACUCAAAUACUUCAAAUAUAUCGUCAAAACGGUGUGAACCUUCCUCGUUUAUCAAAUGUGUACAAAUUCGCGUCCACGUUUGGCGGAAUCAAUCAGCCAGUUCCAUUGAACCAAUAUCGAAAUCAAUUGAUUCUUAUACAUCACAUACUUGGAUAUGAUCUCUACAUCAGUGCCGGUUUUACAUGUGAUUACUUAAAUAAUCGAAUUCUCCGUCAAUCAGUGCCAACAAGUCAGUAUUUAUUGGAUUUUCAAACUGCUAUACCAGUGUUUUUUCAAAAUAUGGCUUCUAAACUAUCAACCGCUAAUAAACGUCGUUUAGUAUGUUUAUAA
Molecule: messenger RNA, 1056 nt
Organism: Didymodactylos carnosus
Lineage: Eukaryota; Metazoa; Rotifera; Eurotatoria; Philodinida; Philodinidae
Source: the annotation of a GenBank genome assembly